AUGUCCCCUCUGCAGAGCUGCUCUCCCUGGGGAUUUGAUGUAGGGGAGAGAUGGAAAGGAAAUAUGAAGGUGCGAGGAGAGGAAGGGAAAGCGGGAGGAGAAAGAGAGAGCGGGAAUGCGGCGUGCCAAAGCUUCCCACCCACCGCUCGUGUCUGUAAUCUCUCGGGGAAGGGCUAUAUCAGGGAAAGAGCUGUUGUGUUAGGAGAAGUGCUGACAGCUUCGUCUCUUCUGCCCCCUACUGCAGAGGAAGUGUUGAUGGUUUCAAAGAGAGGGGGAGAGGAGCGGCGUGGAUGUCGGCUUUUCAAGUCUGUUUCUCAGCAGUGA
This is a messenger RNA of Xyrichtys novacula (pearly razorfish), 324 nucleotides long. The record is from the annotation of a GenBank genome assembly. NCBI's taxonomy places the organism in Eukaryota, Metazoa, Chordata, Actinopteri, Labriformes, Labridae.